This is a messenger RNA of Mollisia scopiformis, 1303 nucleotides long. RefSeq lists its product as uncharacterized. The coding region runs from base 1 to 1260 and encodes 419 amino acids. The record is from RefSeq and is a predicted model, not a curated record. Gene Ontology annotation, cellular component: mitochondrion. The transcript is spliced from 8 exons. Gene Ontology annotation, molecular function: pyridoxal phosphate binding; transaminase activity. NCBI's taxonomy places the organism in Eukaryota, Fungi, Ascomycota, Leotiomycetes, Helotiales, Mollisiaceae.
AUGGCCUCCCCCCUUCAGGAUUCGACAUUACUUCAAACAAGCACUAGUACCCUCAUCCGAUUCGGGGGCAAAUUCUCUCCUGAUAUGAUAGUUGGAGCCAGAGGGAUCUAUAUCUACACGGCGGAUGGACGAAAGAUCUUGGACUUCACGUCUGGCCAAAUGAGCUGUCUGAUCGGCCAUGGUCACCCAGAAAUUGUUCAGACGAUUGCUGAACAUGCAUCUGGCCUGGGCCAUCUUUUCAGUGGAAUGCUCAGCCCUCCAGUAAUGCAAUUGGCACAGAAAUUGACCAGUCUGCUACCACAAAGUCUUGAUCGCGCCAUGUUCCUUAGCACAGGUGCAGAGAGUAAUGAAGCAGCUAUCAAGCUCGCAAAGCUGUACACGGGAAAGUACGAGAUCGUGGCACUUGGUGCUUCCUGGCACGGGAUGACGAGUGGAGCAACGGCAGCGACCUUCCAUUCCGGGCGAAGAGGCUACGGGCAUUUUGUCCCAGGAAGUCUCGUUCUUCCAUCACCAAAUGCUUAUCGAUCAAUAUUCCGCCAUGCAGAUGGUUCCUAUGACUGGGAGACCGAACUUAACUAUGGUUGGGAUCUGAUUGAUCAAGCAUCGAAUGGUUCACUCGCAGCAGUCAUCAUUGAGCCAAUUCUGAGUUCUGGAGGCAUGCAUGUCCUCCCUCCGGGCUAUCUUCGGGCCAUGAAAACUCACUGCGAGGAACACCGGAUUGGAAGGUGUGGCUCAAUGUUCGCCAUCGAACAUGAGAAUGUGACGCCAGAUAUCCUGACGCUCAGUAAGACGCUCGGGAAUGGCCUGCCACUCGCGGCCGUUGUGACAUCCAAGAGAAUCGAAGAGACUUGUUUCGAGAGGGGCUUUCUAUUUUACACCACACAUGUUAACGAUCCGCUUCCUGCCGCUGUGGGACUGAAGGUCCUGGAUAUUGUGAUUCGCAACGGCUUGGUUGAGCGCUCUCGAUUGGCAGGCUUGAGACUGAAAGCUGUUUUGGAGAGACUGCAGGGUCUGUAUGGCUGCAUUGGAGAUGUAAGAGGACGAGGCCCGAUGUGCGGUGUGGAAAUUGUGGGAGAUCGAGCAACCAAAAUACCGUCCUUGGAGGUUGGAGAUGCUCUAGCCAAAAGGAUGGCUGUGCUCGGUCUAUCAGCCAAUCUGGCGACAAUGAAGUCCUUUGGGGGAGUUAUCAGGAUCGCGCGCCCAUCACGAUCAGUGACGAAGAGCUGGACACGGGCUUGGGCAUAUUCGAGGAAGCUUUGAGGACAACACCAGGCACAAUGCCCCUUUAAUAAGCGAACCCGAG